This is a messenger RNA of Moneuplotes crassus, 1529 nucleotides long. Lineage: Eukaryota; Ciliophora; Spirotrichea; Euplotida; Euplotidae. The record is from the annotation of a GenBank genome assembly.
UUAAUUUUGAAUAUAGAUAAAUUUUUAAGUUGAACUAAAUGGAGAACAACUGAUCCCAAGAAGUUUAUGAUCUGAAAGAAAUCCAUGACAAGGAGAAGGUAAAUAGCAAAGUUGGAAUGCUAUUGACAGCCAAUUUAUACUCCUACCGAGAUGCUAAGGAUGAAGCUAUUUAUCAAACACAGAAGUUUAGCCAUUUGCUGGGACUGCCAAAAUAUUUAAGAUCUCACAAUUUGGACAUCAUUGCAGAUAUUCUUGAAGGGUCUUUGGGCUUUAAUGAAGAAGAUCUUAUUGCAAGCAUGAUUAUGAUUUUCAGAACAAGAAAGACUGUUAGAAAAUCUGUAGGUGGAUGACUUGAAAAUAAGUAAAAUUGACCUCUCUGAGUUCCUGCUCCAACAAUUUUUAGUGUGACUAAGAAAGAACUCAUUUUCAAAUAUGAAUCAAAGACAGAAGGAAGAUCUUUUGGAAAGAAGCCAUAAAGAUCUUAUCAAAGAAGAACAAAAAGAUAUCACUGAAGAAAAAUUUAAGUCAGAAUCUAAGGAGAUGGAUUUAAAUUUUGAGGAAAAACUAAGUAAGGAAGAGGUCAACAUUACUGUUAAUCAUACAAAAGUUGAGAUUCAGAAUAAUCCUGAGCUUAAACCGAUGCAGAAAGAAGUAAAGACAAAAGUAGAUCUAAAACUUCCAAACCUUUAUUCUUUAAAAUAAUCCAGAGAUCCUACCACCCAUCUCUACAAACUUAAAGAAUGAAAUGAAUGAUCCUCAAAAGCAGAAAUAUAAAUGUGCAAAAGGUGAAGAUGUUUUCCAUUCUUUUUGUUUAGAGAAUUAUUCAAAAGAUAACAUUAUCAUGAAUUUCUGAAAUCCAAUUAAGGUUACUCAAAAUUAUUGACUUCUUUGUAAUAGAGUAGAUGCUGAUCCAACUUAUACACUCAAAUGAUGAUUAACAGAAGUUCAUUUAUACUGUGCGAUGAAAAACCUCGAGAGUCAGUCUUGCUAUCUUCGUCUCACUCUAAAAUGCCCAAAUCCAAGUUGAUAUUGCUUUUUAAAAUAAUGAAGAAGCGAAAAACCUCAUUAAAAACUAUCAAAACCAGUUUUUAUUCGAGAAUGUUCAGCCUCUUCUACUUCUUAUUGUUCUUUGAGCAAAAUAUUCUUACAAUUGGUGUAAAGGAUGUAGACUAAUUACCAAGAAUCAGAAUAUGCUCAACAAAUUUCACUCCCUUGAAUCUAAAACCAACCAAGUAGUUUGCAAGAGAAAUCGAUGCAGCUCUUGUGACAAACCUUGAUAUGACCUUUAUGACAUUAUUCAAGUUUACAAAAAUAUAGAAACUAUUCAUGAAGUAGAACCAUUCACAGAGAAGUUUUACGAUGCCAGGCCAAGGAAAGAUUCUCAAACUCUUUAUUGAGAUUCUUUAGAAGCUAAAGGAAUGCUGACAGAUGACAUUGACACUCUUGUAACAAUCUGCCUCCUCGCUUUCCAAGAUUUGCAGCAGCUAAACUCUAUUUUUAUGUUUGAGAAGUAAUAAUUAUUGGAUCAA